Hemibagrus wyckioides is the source of this 5126-nucleotide messenger RNA. RefSeq names its product desmoglein-2-like protein. The record is from RefSeq and is a predicted model, not a curated record. Bases 52 to 3006 code for a protein of 984 amino acids. Gene Ontology annotation, biological process: blood vessel morphogenesis; multicellular organism development; regulation of synaptic transmission, glutamatergic. NCBI's taxonomy places the organism in Eukaryota, Metazoa, Chordata, Actinopteri, Siluriformes, Bagridae. Gene Ontology annotation, cellular component: neuron projection; presynaptic active zone membrane; apical part of cell. The transcript has 14 exons. Gene Ontology annotation, molecular function: calcium ion binding; cadherin binding.
CACCAACACUCACACUGACACAUUCUGCUACUUUUGUGGAUUACUGUUUUGAUGACAAUGUUUCUAACUUGCAUUUUGUGCAUUUUCACAACCAUGUUCUCUACAACUAUAAUCUCAGAUAAAGCUGAUAAAACAGAGCUGCAAAGUCUUCAUCGACAGAAAAGAAGUUGGAUUAUCCCUCCAAAAAAACUGUUUGAAAACGUGGAUUAUACCAAAGAAGAAUAUAUUGUCAAAAUUCGAUCAGAUGAAGAAACCAGGACAAAUAUUACAUAUUCUCUAUUAGGACCUGCAGUGGAUGAUGGAUUGUUCACCGUAGGCAAUAAGGAUGGCUUAGUCAAGAUCAAUGGCAUCUUGGACAGAGAGAAAGAAGCUUUUUAUAUACUCAAAGGGAGAGCUACGCUACCAGAUGGAACACUUGUUGAAAAUGACCUCGAUUUGGAAAUCAUAGUUCUUGACCAGAAUGACAAUGCCCCUGAGUUUGAGCUUAAAAUGAUUGGUUCUGUCGAAGAGCUCAGUGACAAAGACACCAUGGUAUUUACAGUCACAGCUAAGGAUAAAGACCAGGAAGGCACAACAUAUUCAAAAAUUACCUACAAAGUUAUACAGCAGGAUCCGGCUGGAGAGAUGAUGUUCAAAAUCAACCGUGCGACUGGUGAAAUCAAAGUCAAUAUGAACACUCUGGACCGAGAGAAACAAGAAAUGUACAAACUGCUAAUCACGGCUACAGAUAUGGAUGGAGCAGAUUCUGAUCCCAACAACAGACCAAUGACAGGAACAGGGACGGUGACCAUCAACAUACUUGACGUCAAUGAUAAUAUCCCCACAUUGGAGAACGUGUCUUAUGAGGGUAGUGUGGAGGAGAAUAUCAAGAAUAAGGAAGUGAUCCGGAUUAAGACCAUAGACAAGGAUAAGGAAUUCACUGAGAACUGGGAGGCUGUGUACACCAUCAUUUCAGGAAAUGAGGCUGGUUACUUCAACAUCACCACAGAUCCCAAAACUAAUGAGGGCAUCCUGAUGGUCACUAAGGAGCUGAACUAUGAGGAGUUUGAAGAGAUGACUCUGAAAGUGGUGGUCAACAACAAGGCGGCUUAUCACAAGUCAGUGGUGAACGCCAAGAACAUAGAAUACCCCAUUAAGAUAAAAGUGCAGAACGUGCAUGAAGCCCCUCAUUUCCAGCCCGCGGUCAAAAUCGUCAGAGUCUCUGAAGACCGCAACGUCACUGAUCUAACGAAGGUCAUCACCACCUACACAGCCACAGAUACUGAUACAAAGCUAAACGCCACUAAUGUCAGGUAUUUGAAAGAAGAAGAUGCUGACCAUUGGGUGAGCAUUGAUGAGCACACAGGCGAGGUGAGACUCAUCAAAUAUCCAGACCAUGAGUCUGAGCAUGUGAAAAAUGGAAUAUACUACAUCAAAAUCUUAGCAAUCACCAGGGAUGUUCCACCCAAAACUGCAACAGGAACUCUUGCAAUUUAUGUGGAGAAUAUUAAUGACAACGCUCCCAUUCUGAACAGCUCAGUCAAAACGCUGUGUUAUGGACACAGCAUAGUGUAUGUCUCAGCCAGAGAUAAGGAUCUUUUCCCCAAUGGAGAAAAAUUUGAAUUCAUAUUGGCUACCAAGGGCACAAAAGAGAAAUGGAGCAUCAAGCCUAUUAAUGCAACAACAAGCAUUUUGCACAGCCAGGAGAUCCUGUGGCCAGGACACUACACAGUGGAGCUGCAGGUGAAAGACCAGCAAGGAAAGUCCUCUGUGGUUCAAAAGCUUCAGAUAUUUGUGUGCAUAUGCUCACAUCAUGAACAAGACGAACCGGAUUGCCCACAAGUGAGACAGAAGAGCACUGGUACUGUACUGGGAGCAGGUGGUGUUCUGGUACUACUGCUAGGAAUCCUUCUUCUCUUGGCAAUUCCAAUGCUUUUGCUGGUGUGUGAGUGUGGAGCAGUUCUUGGAAAUAACCAGGCAUUCCCAUUUGAACCAGAACAGAAUCUCAUCACCUAUAACACUGAAGGCCAAGGAGAGUAUAAGGAACCAGGACUGGUGAUUCAGUUGCCUGUGAAUGUAGAAGGUGACAGCAGCAGGAAACUGGUAGCUGGAUGUGGAAAACAUGAAUACUGGAGGAAAUAUGGAUUGAAAUCUCAAAAGCAAUACAUAAAUGAACAGUGGAGUGUUGAUUAUAAGGCAACUGGAAUCAAAGGGAAUUAUGAAAAUUUCACAGCAAGCACCCUCAGUUCCAUGGCUCUAGAUGAGAACUUCUUAUGUGGGUACUUUGAAACGAAAGCGCAAUUAAUUCAUGAAGCUAGUCCGAACCAUUUGCUGAGGUCUAGCUGUGAAGACUGCAUCUCAGCCACAAGUUCCUUUGAUGAUCUCAUCAGCUAUUUACAUGAAGAAAACAAUCUGGAUUUUCUCGAUGACCUAGGGCCUAAGUUCAGAAGCCUCGCUGAGAUAUGCUGUGGUUCAGCCAUCAAACUUGAAGUCAGCUCCACUCCCAUGCCUGCCAAAACCAUCUCCUCCAGUUCACAAGUGGGCAUCAAAUUAGAAGGUGCUGCUGAUGUUACUCACAAGGAUGCGACCUCUUUCUCUGCAUCCAGCUCCUCCUCCACCACCCAAGUAACAACUACAAAUUAUGCAGAGAAUAUAAGCAGUGGAAGUGUUACAUCAGCAGCAACUGUAGGCCAAACUCUGUUCGUCCAACAGCCAACUGUCUACCUUUCCUCUACACCCAUAUAUGUAGUGGAGCAACAGUGCCAGCCUGCCCUUUUUCUAGCUUCUGGUCCAAUCCCGGGUGUUCAGGAAAGGAAUGUGGUGCUGGUGGAGAAAGGGGCUACCAAGAUGGCAGUUGCUGCCCAGAACACCCUUCCACACCUGGGGUUGCAGCAAGCAAACACCAGAGUAAUGGUGGAUGAAGGAAUUGGAGGCACAGUGGUGCAUGGGUUCUCAGGCCACUCUAAGCCUCAGGGCACCGUUUCUGGUACCUUUUGUGUAGUGGAGAGCUCCAUGUCCACCUCUUAAUGCAACAACAUAGGCAUUAGCAGUUUAAAUAUAGAAGGCAUUAUCUGAUCAUUUGCAAUUAUCUAUAGCUCUGGAAAAAAAAAUGAGACCACUGCAAAAUUAUCUAUUUUUCUUAUAAUUUAUUACUAUUUAUAGGUAUAUGCUUGAAUAAAAUCAACAUUUUUGUUUAUUCCAUAAACUAUCAUACUUGUGAUCAUCCAUCAUCCUCUUCAUCACAUUGUAAAGGUUUUCUGUCGGGUCUGGAGAUGGCUGGCCAUGACAGAGGUAUGAUGUGUUGGGGAACAUUGUCGGAGCAGAACAAAGUAAGUUUUCUUCCAGGACAACAUUGUAUGUGGCUUGAUUCAUGCACCCUUAGACUCAUCAUUGAAAAUGACCUUACGCUAGUACUCUAUUGUGCAGUCCUUAUGGUCUUUUGCAAAUUUCAGCCUGGUUCUUUUUUGUUUCUCAUUGAUGAAGGGUUUUUUCUAGCUUUGCAUGACUUCAGUCCUGUCCCUUGGAGCCUGUUUCAAACAGUCCUUGCCAUGCUUUUCACUCCAGCUGCCCAUUGCCAUUCUUUUUUUUAGGUCACGUCAUCUUGUGGCUGUUAAGUGACAUUCAAAUGAUUUUACAGUCAUUCCGGUCAGUGGAGUCACGUUCAACUGUAGUUUUGUUGUUUCCAAUGUCUGCAGCUUGACCUUGUUCUUAUGAACCGCUGUCUUUAAAAUUUUAAGGAUGGAAACAACCUGACACUCACUGUUUAACUCUACCAGUAAAGCCAGAAUUGAACCCUUCUUUUCCUCAAUCAGUACUUUUCUUUUCAACUCUUUUGGUAUGGUCAAUGGAUAUUAUUUGACUCUAAUUACUUUUGAGGUACUACAAGCACUGUAUUUGCCACCCAACUGGUCCUACUGGAAGAGAAGAGGAUAGUGAUGACAACAGCAGUGGUUUUUGCACUUUUACUCCGAUCACCUAAUCAGCACCUCAUUAAGCAGAAUAAGGUAUAUCUGUGUUGUAAUUCAACAGACACUGGAAUGGAAUGGCUGCCAUUCAUAGAUUGAUGCUGUUUUCAGAAAAAUGCAUUAAGUGGUCUCUUAAUUUUUUCCAUAUUUUGCCUGCUUUUUACUGGUAAAAUUAUUAGACGAUUGCAGGGUUGGUAAAAAAAAAAAAAAAACUGGAGUUGCUAUGUAAAACAAAAUGUCACCUGCAGGGAUCCUUACCAUUCCUGGAGGACCUAUGACCAAUCCGGCCUAUUCUUUAAUAAUGUCUGAGCAAUCCUGCUUUAGAUCAGGGAUUUCAAAACUUAUCUGCAAAGGGUUGGUGUGGGUGCAGUUUUUCAUUUCAACUGAGCAUAAGCCACACCUAAGUCUAUUAAGAGCCAAGAUCAAUUGAUUAAACAGGUGGAAUCAGGUGUGGCUCAUGCUUGGUUGAAAUGAAAACUUGCACCCACCCUGGCCCUUUGUGGAUAGGAUUAGACACCUCUGGUUUAAACAAACAUGCCCAUAUCUGCAGAAGUUCUACUCAAUUCUGCUCAAUCCUCAGCCAUUUGUGAAGGAUUUCUGUAAACAAUUAUGUCCACUCAAGUAGAAGGACUGAUCGAUCCUGCCAACUACUAUAAAAAGUUUGGCCAAUCUUACCCAUUCCUGAAGAAAUUGUGUGACCAAUCCUGCCCACUCCUGUAGAAAGUUUGACCAGUCCUGCCCACUUCUGUAGAAAGUCCUUCUUGUUUCUGUAGAUUCUAGAUUCUACAGGAAUUCUGACCUUCCCUUCUCCAGCAAUGCAAGUACAAACUUUUGCCAGUUCACAAAACAUCUUUCUCUUUCUUUAUAGUGUUGCAGCUUUUCUAUGUGGUGAAGAGUUGUGCUGAUCAAAUAUAGAGCAUGAUUGUGUGCAUACCCUACAUAUUGCAAAUUAAAUUGAUUUUUUGAUCAGGGUCUCAAAUCUCUGCUGCCAACAUGAUCCUGUUUUUAAAAAGUAAAUAUAAUCAUCUGAGAGGGAGAGGGAUAUUUCUGCUUAAAGAAAGCUUGAUUGAUUAGCAUGUGCAAUUUUAAAUUUUACUUAUUUUUAUUCUCAGAAAACCAUGAAGUUAACAGUGAUUGUAAUGUCAAGAAUGAUUUAUGAUUGUUAUAAUAUGAACACUAAAU